GUCAGUAACAUAGGUCUCCGGAAAUGUACCCUUUUAAAUGUCUUCACUUCCGGUGGCAUUACGCGCGUCUCCUGUAUUUGAGGCAGAGCAGAGGCAGUCAUGGCAGACGAGAAAUCAAAGGAGGGUGUGAAAACCGAUAAUGCCCACAUAAAUCUGAAAGUAACAGACCAGGAUGGCUCAGUGAUUCAAUUCAAAAUCAAGAGGCACACUCCCCUCAAAAAACUGAUGAAAGUAUAUUGUGAGAGACAGGGGCUAACAAUGCGGUAUAUUCGGUUCAAGUUAGAUGGGGACACAAUUAAUGAGACUGACACACCAGCUCAGUUGGAAAUGGAGGAUCAGGAUUCAAUUGAAGUAUUUCAGGAACAGACAGCGGGCCUGAUGUAAAUAACAACUUAACAACCUUCCAUCUCCACAAUCCUCCCUGUUUGCCGGGUUUUAUUUAUUUAUUUAUUU
Messenger RNA from Carassius carassius (crucian carp), 453 nucleotides. RefSeq names its product small ubiquitin-related modifier 3-like. Lineage: Eukaryota; Metazoa; Chordata; Actinopteri; Cypriniformes; Cyprinidae. Gene Ontology annotation, biological process: protein sumoylation. The record is from RefSeq and is a predicted model, not a curated record. The coding region runs from base 100 to 384 and encodes 94 amino acids. The transcript has 4 exons. Gene Ontology annotation, molecular function: protein tag activity; ubiquitin-like protein ligase binding. Gene Ontology annotation, cellular component: nucleus.